Dicrocoelium dendriticum is the source of this 393-nucleotide messenger RNA. Lineage: Eukaryota; Metazoa; Platyhelminthes; Trematoda; Plagiorchiida; Dicrocoeliidae. The record is from the annotation of a GenBank genome assembly.
AUGGUUCUACUGGAAAGGUGCUUUGUUGAGGCGGCCCACUCAACCCUGAAUAACCUCUAUAAUCAUCCCAUCAUUUGGCAUGCGCUUCGCACCCUUCAAAGUGCAGUGUUGUUGCAGGACUACCACACAUUUAAUAAUCCAUUGACUUUUGUUGACGAGGAACUAGAGGUAGUUGCUAAAUUCAGUUAUCUUGGCAGGUGCAUUAGUAACGACUGGCGCAAAUCCAGUGAAAUCAGUUCACUUAUUGCAAAAGCUAGAACUGUUUUAAUGAAUUUGCGACAUCUUUGGCAACAGAAAGGAAUUUCCCACAUUGAGGGCCGUCGUAUUCUAAGAGUAAGACUUGGCCCCUGCGAUCUGAUUAUCUCAAACACUUUCAAGUCUUUGAUCAUUGCC